Triticum urartu is the source of this 6656-nucleotide messenger RNA. The record is from RefSeq and is a predicted model, not a curated record. NCBI's taxonomy places the organism in Eukaryota, Viridiplantae, Streptophyta, Magnoliopsida, Poales, Poaceae.
CGGCAAAGGAGGAGAGGCGAGGAGAGAAUGGAUUAAAAAAAAACUGCUUAAUGGAUUAAAAAAAACUGCCAAUAGCCGAAUCUGAGAGACUGCCCACACCGUGCACGCUUCUUCCUCGCGCCGCGCCGCCGCCGCCGCCACCACCACCACCACCAUACUCCUCUGGUCUCUCUGCAUCCAGUCCAAAUCGAAUCCGCCCGCUCAAAAAUCACCCAGUCUCUUGAUUCUGCAGCUGUGUAAGUGCUGCGAGGGAGCAUGAGCAUGGCCUUCUCGUGCGCGAGCGUUCGCCUGCACGGCCGCGUCGGCACCGUCAAGUGCCGGGCCGUUCUAGCUAGGCCGAGCGGCUGUUCGUACCCGACUGGAAGGAGGCGGAUCGCUAGAGGAAUCCGUUGCCAGCUGCCGCCGCAGGCCAGUGCGGAUGGGAGCGCAGCCACCACCUCCGGCGCAGCUGUGGUCGCCCGAGAGGCGGGGAAGGUUGCUGGUUCUGCCGAGGACGUCGGCGCGGUUACCCAGCCGACUGCGCUUCAAGAGAAGGGCGCGGAGGUUGCUGACGUUAGUGGAUCGGGUGGGAAUGGGAAGUUCCGGCCUGGUGGCGGCGGUGGUGGAGGUGGGGAUAGUGGUGGGGGUGGCGAUGGUGGGGAUGGCCACAAUGAGGGGGAUGAUGAGUUUGGGCCGAUCCUUAGCUUCGAACAGGUAGUCCAGGAGGUGGAGAAGCAAGGGGUUAGCUUGUCCAGCUUGCCAGCCGAUAUGAUCGAGGCGGCGAAGAGCAUCGGGGUUCAGAAGCUGCUGCUGCUGAGAUACUUGGACAUGCAGGCCUCAGCUUGGCCCUUGGGUCCUGCCAUUAGAUCCUGUGGGCUUCUCCGGAAUAGGAUGCUGGUUGAUCCUGUGUUCCUCUUCAAAAUUGGGACGGAGAUAGUUAUUGACACAUGUUGCGCGACUUUUGCGGAGGUUCAGAAGAGGGGCGAUGAGUUCUGGUCAGAAUUCGAGUUGUAUGCAGCAGAUAUGUUGGUAGGCGUAGUUGUUAAUGUUGCUUUAGUUGGCAUGUUAGCACCAUAUGCUCGAUUCCGUGGGGGGUCUGCAUCAGCAGGUAUUCUUGGGCGUGUUAGGCAUGCUUAUGAUGCUCUCCCGAGCAGUGUUUUUGAAGCUGAAAGGCCAGGAUACAGUUUUUCCAUUCGACAACGGCUCGGAUCAUACCUUCUCAAGGGACUUUUAUAUGGUGCAGUUGGAUUUUCUUGUGGUCUUGUUGGCCAAGGCAUUGCAAACUUGAUAAUGACUGCAAAGCGGAGUGUGAAGAAGUCAGAGAAUGAUGUACCUGUUCCACCUCUUCUGAAAACUUCUGCUUUGUGGGGCCAUGUCUCAUGUAGCGCCGGUUCGAAGAGAAAAGGCUGAUUUACCAAUGGUUGAGCUUUCUCUCCAAUGUAUAGAUGUGCUAUUCAACCAACGAUGGGACCUACAACAAAAAUAAACAAUUUUCUGUUUCCUGCUAGUGCGAACUGUUUUGCAUGGCCAUCGUGAUCCUCUGGUCAGGUUUUUGUACCUUGUCACACAAACAUUAUUUAAAUAGAUAAGAACCGAACCAACUUCUUGGUUCACUUUGUACUUCUAACACAUUGGGUCUGUUAGGAAAUACUCCCUCCCUCCAAAAAUAAGUGUCUUAACUUUGUACUAGCUUCAGUAUAAAAUGUACUAAGCUUAAGACACUUAUUUUGGGAUGGAGUAUGAACUUGUAUUUUCAGGUGGCCAUAGACCAGUAUAUAUAUACAUGUACAUGUGUGGUACAAUAUGCAGAAAACCCCCUAUAGAACGGGGAAAAUAAAAAGUGGUACAUGGAUAAAUAUAUACGACUCUAAGACCACCCCCUCUCAAACUCAUGGUGGAUCAACAACACUGAGUUCGGAGAGAUAGAAGCCGUGCUGUGCUGUAAUCUGGGCCUUUGUAAAGAAAUCCGCCAACUGUAACUCAGAAGACGCAUAGUGAAGAGCAAUAAUAUGAUCCUGCACACUAGCACGCACAAAAGAAGCAUCAACACCAAUAUGUUUGGUGAGCUCAUGCUUCACAGGGUCGUGUGCAAUACUUAUAACACAUGUACACAAUAGCAUAGUAGGUGUAGUGACACAAACACCAAACUCCUGAAGUAACCACCAUAACCAAGUCACCUUUCCAGUCAAAAGAGCCAUAGCUCAUAAUCCAGCCUCUGCACUUGAACGAAACACUGCAGUUUGUUUCUUCAUCUUCCACGUAAUGAGAGAGCCACCAAGAAAAACACAGUAAACAGAAAGUGAAUGGUGAUCCGAGGGAUCACUGUCCCACGUAGCAUCCGAAUAGGCUUGAAGCUGUAAUGGACUGGAACGAGGAAAAAACAGAUGGUGAGAGAUCGUGCCAUGAAGAUAUCGGAGAACACGAAGAAGGUGACUAUAGUGAACCGAAGUGGAAGCAGAGACAAACUGACUCGAAAUAUGUACAUGAUAGAUAUCCGGACGAGUGACAACUAGAUAGAUAAGACUCCCAACAAAUUAUGAUAACGCGUCAGAUCAGACAAGGGGUCAUCGUCAGUAGCAUGGAGGUGAACAUCAUUAAGAACAACACAAACAAGAAGAUCCUGGAUAUACUUCUCUUUGGAAAUAAAAAAAGCCAUCAGAUGUCGAAGAGGCCUCAAUCCCAAGAAAGUAGUGAAGAGGGCCUAGAUCAGACAUAAGAAACUGCCCACUAAGACGUGCCUUCACAAAGGCAAUGUACUCAGGACAUGUCAUCAGCAUAUAAAAAAGAGUCCGACCAUGAGUAGGAAGGGGGACAAACAACGCGGGAACAUGAGCACUUGCUGAAAAACCAGCGGUAGUCACCAUAGAGGCAAAACGCUGAAACCAGGCGCGAGGUGCUUGCUUAAGGCCGUAAGAGAGCGACGAAGAUGACGGACCAUGUCGUCAGGAACAAAAUACCAAAGUGGUGGCUACAUGUAAACCUCCUCACACAACUCACUACGAAGAAAGGCAUUCUUAACAUCAAGCUGAGACAGACUAGUGGCGAACAGAGGCCACGACAAGAAGUGUGCUUAUAGUGGUCAAAUGGCCACAUAAGAAAGGCAUUCUUAACAUCAAGCUGAGACAGACUAGUGGUGAACAGAGGCCACAACAAGUGUGCUAAUAGUGAUCACAUGGCCACAUGAGCAAAAGUCUCAUCGUAAUCACAACCAUGCUCCUGCUGAAAGCUCGAGCCACAAGAUGAGCUUUUGUAGUGCUCAAGAGAACCAUAUGAGUGAGUCUUAACCUUGUAGACCCACUUAAAAGUGUUGGCACAUGGAGGAGGAGAAACAAGAUCCCACGUGUUGGUGCGCUCAAGAGCAACAAGCUCUCCUGCCAUCGCAAGUUGCCGUUCGGGAUGAACAACAAACAUCAUGAUAAGAAGUCGGCUCAAGAACAGCAACGCCGGUGUUUGAAAAACCAAGGCGAUCAACAGACUGAAUCAGAUGAGGAUGCAAGCCAUAAGUAGGCUAAGACAAGGAAGAUGACACAUCAGAAGUAGAGGGCGCAUCAGUAGACGCAUCCACAAUACGUGGACUACGAGUAUAAGAGUGAGGAAAAGAUGGAAGAAAAGGAGGAAUCACCGGGAUAAACUCAGGUGAUGGAGAUGGGGAAGCUACUCGUGAUGAAGGUGCAGGAUCUUGUGAUAAGUGAGGUGAGGAAACCAUAGGAGAUGGUGUCGGAUCUGCAAUAGUUGGAGAAGUAGGAGCAGUAGGGCGGAUGGACAAAGGGCUCAACAAGAGUGAUAGGAGUGUCAGGAAAAGUGAGAAAAGAGAUAUCCUCCACUAGAAAGGCUGAUGAAGAUGGACGCGGGUAGAAGGGAUGAGACUCAUCAGAAGUUACAUCCUGACAAAUACGCAUCCGACGACUGAUAGGAUCCGAACAACGAUAGCCCUUAUGCUCAUCACUGUACCGUAAGAAGACCACUUGACAAAUCGAGGGUCAGUUUGGUGUGGUUUGUUCACGAGGGGCAAGAAGAACAUAGCAAACACAACCAAACAGACGAAGCGCUGAUUAAUCAAGAGAACUAAGAAAAAGACGCACGAAAGCAACGCCUCCCUGCAGAACAUAACAGUGGAUGGCUGAAGGUUGAUGAGAUAGGUGGAUACAACCUCGGCUCAAAAGGGAGGUGGAAGAGAGGUGACGAUCAUCAACGCAUGAGCCAUCUCAAGAAAGUGACGAUGCUUGCGCUCAACCACGCCAUUCUUAGCAUGAGCACCAAGACAAGAGAACCGAGCAAGAGUGCCCUGCUCAGCAAGAACUCCAACGUCUUGCAGGUAUACUCUCUAGCAGAGUCAACACGGAACACCCGAAUAGGCGUAGAGGACUUAGUGUGAACCAUGGUAGCAAAGCGCUUAUAUAGUAGAUAAGACCUCACUACGAGAAGACAUAAAUUAUAUCCGUUAUGUUGAGAGAAAUCAUAUAUAAAGAUAAUAUUAGUAGCGAUGAUCUCCUUUCGAGGCAAAGGGAGCUUGACCCUAGACAUCAAAGUGAACAAGGUCGAAAGGACGCUGAGACACAGUCUCGCUAUGAGGAUAAGUAACUGUAUCUGUUUACCGAGCCGACAAACAGUCUAAGGGCACACGGCCGGGGGCUGAUCCAAGAAGACCAUGCCUAACUAAGAAUGAGAGACGAGAGCCACACAAGUGACCAAGGCGAUGAUGCCACUGCUGAAAAGAGCUGUAGACAAGGCAACAGAGGCGGAGAGACUGGCGAUGGUGGCAACAGAGGAAGGUGAAACCAGUCAUGCUUCCACACGCCCUGGAAGUCACGGAGCCGGGGGACGUACCUGCUUCUAUAGAGGGUGGUCCUCACAAUGCCAGAAGUGUCGGUAGCAAAACCAGUAGAACCUGUCCUUGGAGAACCAUAGGAUGCAGGUACCAGGUAUCAAAGUUAUGUAAUCUCCUGCUCAAUAUGGGGCUCAAGUAAAGACGGCGACGUAGAUGCACCCGACAGUGGAGAACCAGAGACAAUCACCAAAUCGUGAAGGCACGCAAUCUCUUGAUCAGUGAAGGACAUAACUGAAGUAGUUGACCUAGGCAUCACGUGAAGAGGAGCGACCACCACCACCUGUGGAAGCUGCUAGAAGAGGCAACUGCUAGAGGAGGUGGUGUUGUAUGACAAGUAUUGUCUGCAGAAGUUGAUGAAGGAGACGAUGUCACAUGUAGACAAGUACCAAGCACCAAGGGAAGGUGUCGAAGCGUAGUCAAUGGAGCCGUAUGAACCAACACUGCCAGUAAAAGUCACGGGAGGAGUCGGUGUAGAGCGACAGCACCAUGCGCAGAGGUCACGAGAGGAGUCGUAGAAGAGAGACCAUGACGACCGCCUGUAGAAGUCGGUGUAGAACGACCAACAAAAUUUGCAAAAGACGUCGAAGGGGACGACGUCACAGGCAGACAAGCACCAAGCACUGAGAGACAACACAUGUGUGAGACAGGAGCAGUGUAGGGAACACCGUCAAAAAUCAGCGGGCAGCAAGGGAGAUGUGUAUCCGACGAAAACAUCUUGCCCGUUUUUCUUUUCUAGUGGUCAACCCAGCGGAAUCAACCUCAGAGAAGUUCUAUCCCACCACGACGUGGGCUGCUCGGGGAAGAGUCUCAAGAACGAUGGCCGGUUGGUGCUACAGCAGACAGCGCAUCCACAGAGAGCUGUAGGGAAGCCACACAAGAGAUAGGGCAGUGAGCUGGCUGGCUGGAGAGAGCCGUGCUAUAGCAGGCAGCGCAGCCACACGAGAGACGGGAUUCGGCGUCUCACGGCCCGGAUAGAUGGUUGUUGACUUGCAGGAAACGUAGGGUGGUUGGCGACCUGGAGCUCGUAGGAACCAGUGGAUCGGGCGUGGACGGGCGGGCGGUAGUGGGAGCACACGGGGCCAGCAACCUGGGUCGGCGUUGACCCAAAAGAACAAUAGAUGGGCAGGCGGUUGCACGAGGGAGCACGCAGGGCCUAGCAACCUUGGUCGGUGUUGACCCAGAAGAACAAUAGCUGCAACACGUUGUAGAAGAUGCAGGCAUGUGUGGACAGGGGAGGCAACAACUACCAGCCAGAGAAGUGCGGUAGCGCGAGCAGCGUCAGACCAAAAGGAGGAAGGCGACGACGCGAGAUUGGAUAGACAGGAGCAUGAGUUGUGCAUGCGAAAAAAAUUCCCGUGCCUCUAAUACCAUGUUAGGAAAUAUGCAACUUGUAUUUCAAGGUGGCCAUAGGCCAGUAUAUAUACACGUACAUGGGCGGUACAAUAUGCGGGGAAAAUACAAAGUGGUACACGACUAAAUAUAUACAACUCUAACAAGAUUGGCACGCUCCAUUGUAUGGAACCAAUUCUCGUCUUCGGAUCGCUUUUUCCUCACACUAGAGAUGGCCUUAACCCCCUGAAAAUUAAAAUCGGAUACCCUAUCUUAAGGAAUAUUACUGUAGGAUCUAAGUAUAUCGACCAGAGGAGGGUGAAUGGGACAUUCAAUUUUUCUUUCGAAGAAAUCUCUCAGCACAGCACAACAGAAAAACUUAAACAGAUACAGUUCUACUGAAGGUAAACUACUGAAAUAAAUGAUUACGAGGGAUAACUAAGAUACUCCAUCCGAACUAAAGCCACGACACUUAUUUUUGGGACGGAGGGAGUAGACUACUGUGAGAUAGUCAUGAGAA